Molecule: messenger RNA, 1002 nt
Organism: Ricinus communis (castor bean)
Lineage: Eukaryota; Viridiplantae; Streptophyta; Magnoliopsida; Malpighiales; Euphorbiaceae
Product: leucine-rich repeat extensin-like protein 1
Exons: 1
Coding region: 167-676 (169 amino acids)
Source: RefSeq, a predicted model, not a curated record
AAAUGGUACCCUUUACAGCAUUACACCACUAGAAAAUUAAAAGAGCAUCUAAAACUAACUUUUCUUUCCAAAAAAGCCUUCCACAUAUAUAUAAGCUUCACCUUGGUCCUGUCUAGUAGGCCACAAACAUCUCAAAGCUGCUGGUUCUUCCAAAGCUUAUGUAAGAAUGAGUUACGUCAAAGAUGUUGUAUCUCCAAGAACAACAUGGUGUGUGUUGCUAUGGAAGGUGGGAAUAAUGGGUAUGAUUCUGUUUGCUAGAGUAAAAUCUGAGGAGGACGACGAUCAAGCUGCAGCUGGUUUACUAUGCAUAAGCGAUUGUUCUACUUGUCCAGUUAUAUGUUCACCACCACCUCCUCCACAGCCACAUUAUGAAAAUCCACCUCCACCGUCUCAUCAUUCUUCACCUCCUCAAUCUUCCUAUCAUUCCCCACCACCGCCGGCUCCACGAUCAAGUUCCUCUUCGCAGCCUCCACAAUCAUCAUCACGGUAUCCUUCACGGGGUACUCCUCCACCACCUUCUUCUGGCUAUUAUCAUACACCUAAUGCCCCAGCGCAGUACCCUUACCCUUAUUACUACUUCUAUUCCUCAAAGGCCUCUUCACUUGAUUACCUUCCUCUUCAUGCUUCCAUUUCCUUUUCAUUUUUAUUGUUUCAUGUUGUGUUCUUUUUUUGUUGAUCAGAAGUCGUGCAGAUAAUGUGAGGUCAGUAUAGGUUGGUAGAAAUGACUAAUUUCAUAUGUAUUCAUGUUUUAUAUGUACAAGUCAAUGUUACUACAAUUAUCUCUUGACAAAUUUUUUAUCAAUUUUUUCUGAAUGUUAAAUAUUUUUUUUUAAUUAAUGAGAACAUAGUUACAAGUGGAAGAUCAUCCACAUGAAAGAUUAACCGAAGUGGGAGAGUCUAUGGUGACUUUGAGUGUAUAAAAUCAAUUAAGAUAAUUUAUUGUAAAAUGUAUAUCCAAUUAUUAUAUUUUCAAUAAAUAUCAUAUGUAAUAGCACAUUAGCG